Camellia sinensis is the source of this 1333-nucleotide messenger RNA. The record is from RefSeq and is a predicted model, not a curated record. Lineage: Eukaryota; Viridiplantae; Streptophyta; Magnoliopsida; Ericales; Theaceae.
AUGGAGACUAUGAAUGGCAGAUAAUUGUAUUACCAUUAUUUUACAGUUUAGCUGCAUGUUAUAUGAAACCAAAAAUAAUAUGUCUGCACUCCUUUUAUUUUUUAUUUUAUUUUUUAUCACAUCUCUUACAUGGUUAGUAAAAUCUAGUGACUGUGGAACAAAUACCUGAUACAAGUAACUGUAAUUGUGCUCUUGUUAAAUUCUUGGUUUGACUUGAUAGAAGUGCAUAUUAUUGAGCUUUAGAUCUAACUUCUUUAUGCCAUCUCUGUGGACGAUGAUUGACACAAAUUUCUAGUCUAUGUUGGAUGUUCAUACUGCUUUCAAUUUGUUUUCUGUUCUUUCAUUUUCUCUAUAAGUCACCAAGUGUUGAUGACUACCCAGUAGCAUCCUGAUUUUAAACUUAUCUCACAUGCUAUUGGUAUUCUCUGCAGCCUACUAUUUGCCCCAAAAUGCUGGAGACAUAGCUCGGAAAUUCAUAAAAGAUCCUGAAUUAUUGUCCUUCAUAGACGCUGAGUGUUUUAUAGUGAGUACGGUUAAUGCUUUGCAGACUCCAAUGAUCAAUGCAAGCAUGGUUUUAUGUGACAGGCAUUUUGGGGGAAUCAACUACCCUGUUUAUGGGGUUGGUGGAAUUGCCAAAUCAUUAGCAAAAGGCUUGGUUGAGCAGGGCAGCGAAAUACUUUACAAGGCAAAUGUGACAAGUAUUAUAAUUGACCAAGGAAAGGCUCUGAGAGUGAGACUGUCGGAUGGAAGAGAGUUAUUUGCCAAAACCGUAGUAUCAAAUGCUAGAUGGGAUACAUUUGGCAAGCUUUUAAAAAGAGAAGAUCUUCCUAAUGGAGAACAAAAUUUCCAAAAACUGUAUGUCAAGGCCCCCUCUUUUCUUUCGAUUCACAUGGGGGUCAAAGCUGAGGUUUUGCCACCUGAUACGGAUUGCCAUCAUUUUGUUCUUGAGGAUGACUGGACAAGUUUGGAGAAGCCGUAUGGGAGUAUAUUUUUGAGCAUUCCAACAAUUCUUGACUCAUCAUUGGCUCCAGAAGGGCGCCAUAUUCUUCACAUAUUUACAACUUCUUCCAUAGAAGACUGGGAGGGGCUAUCUCAAGGGAACUAUGAGGCAAAGAAAGAGCUUGUAGCUGACAAAAUUAUUAGCAGAUUGGAAAAUAAACUAUUUCCAGGGCUUAAAUCUUCUAUUGUUUUCAAGGAGGUAGGGACACCAAAGACACACAGGAGGUACCUGGCUCGUAUUAAUGGUACCUAUGGACAAAUGCCACGGGGCACUCCAAAGGGCUUAUUGGGGAUGCCAUUCAACACAACUGUGAGUUGAAUCACAAAUUCACAU